AUGACCUCACGUGUCUUGAAUCGUUCCUCAACUGUCGAGAACAGGUUGGAGCAUCUCUCGCUGCAUGACGAUGAGCAUGAACGCGCGACGACCUUGAAGUCUUCGACGACCAAUGGCGCCUCGUCGUCGCUCAACAAGCCUGUACUCACCGGCAAAGUCAGUCUGAGAUGACUUUGGAUCUUGUCCUUUCUUGAUUGCGCCUGACUCCAUUGUGUUCAUCCCAUACAGUUCGUCCCCAUCCGAGCCUCGACGGGCGUACCUGCGAAUGCUUCUUCAUCAUCAAACGUGCUGCACUCGCAACGCGCCCCUUCGCUCAAACUGGCCACAACCACGUCCAACUACACCUCCGCGACCAUCUCGAGUUCCAACAUCUUGUCUGGCUCGAAUACGUCGACGCAGACGAUCCGCACCGCCGGCGUCGCGCCGUCAUCCAACUUGACCAAGAUGCGCGUCGCCAACCCGGCUUCCGCUUCUACGGCCGCAUCAAGCUCCUUCAACGCCGCCGGAAAUGGUCUGCAGUCCAAGUACCAAGGACCUAAAAUGACAUCUGGUGCACCCUCCUCGUCUGCUGCUUCUUCGUCGUCGUCUCGACCCCUGCUCGUCAAGCACAACUCCUUCGCCUCGACCACGGGCUCGGCUUCCGCGGCCUUGUCCCUCAAUGCCCAAGGAAUGCUAACAGGCGACAUCGGCACUUACGAUGGAGGCUUCGAGAAGGACAUUGCCGGUCGAUCCGAGCCCUUGAAACCCGCCAUCGCCAAGAUGUUAGCACUCGACUCCUCCAUCGGGCCCAAUGCUCGCACGCAGACGUUCAGCCUCAACAGUUUCGAGAUCGGUCGACCUUUGGGCAAGGGCAAGUUUGGUCGAGUUUACAUGGCUAGAACCAAGACGGAGCCCAAGUAUAUCGUUGCGAUCAAGUGCUUGAAUAAGGAUGAGUUGGUCAAGGCCAAGGUGGAGAAGCAAGUGAGGAGGGAGAUUGAGAUCCAGAGCAACCUGGCGUGAGUUUACGAUCUCAGGUUCUUUCAGCGAUUGGCUCGCAGCUGAUCGUGUAUUUGAACGUACAGCCACCCUCAUAUUCUUCGCUUGUAUGGGUACUUCGUAAGUCAAAGUGCGCCGGCCUAUUCACGGAAAAGCUAGGGCAUACUGACACCCACGAGCUCUCCCACUUUGCAGCACGAUGAGAAGCGGAUCUUCCUCAUGCUCGAAUUCGCCGGCAAGGGUGAGCUGUACAAGCAGCUGCACCGGUGCGGCAAAUUUAGCGAGAAGCGAAGUAGUCGGGUAAGCUUCAAGUUUCGUCUAGAUGAUUGUAUUUAGAGUUAUAAGCUUACACAAAAUAUUCACUGCGUCUGGUCACAGUACAUCGCCCAAAUGGCCGACGCAUUGGCCUACUGCCAUCGCAAGCACGUCAUCCACCGAGACAUCAAACCGGAGAACUUGCUCUUGGGUGUGCACGGCGAGCUCAAGAUUGGUGACUUCGGGUGGAGCGUACAUGCUCCCGGUAACCGGUCAGUGGUUACUGAACUUGAAUUGCGAUCUAUCACGACCUCUUCACGCAUCCUGACCCUGAGCAUCCCCCUUUUAGACGAACAACACUGUGCGGAACGCUCGACUACCUCCCGCCAGAAAUGAUUGAGAACAAGCCCCAUUCGGAAAAGGUCGAUCUAUGGGCCCUCGGUGUGCUCACGUUCGAGUUCUUGGUUGGUAAACCCCCAUUCGAGGACAUGGAUGGACAUACCGGUGAGUCUAUAGCGGCUCGAGGGGGUUGGCCGAGAGUCCGCCACUGACUUGGAGAUGUUUGGGGCUUCAUCAUUAGCGACGUACAAGCGUAUCGCUCGAGUGGACUUGCAUAUCCCUAGCGACAUCUCUGAACAGGCUGGUGACUUGAUUCGCAAAGUACGAAGAUAGACUAGACUUCAAGCGCUUCGAGCACGAUGGGCUAACACGGAUGAAUUUGCUCCUUCUCAGCUCUUGCGUUAUGAGCCCGAAGAGCGCCUCCCCUUGAGUCAAGUCGCGGUACACCCUUGGAUCCUCAAGUACAAACGCAAGACGUCGGCUGGGGAAGGGACCGCUGCAUGA
Microbotryum saponariae is the source of this 2073-nucleotide messenger RNA. NCBI's taxonomy places the organism in Eukaryota, Fungi, Basidiomycota, Microbotryomycetes, Microbotryales, Microbotryaceae. The record is from the annotation of a GenBank genome assembly.